This is a messenger RNA of Lentinula edodes (shiitake mushroom), 1455 nucleotides long. RefSeq lists its product as uncharacterized. The record is from RefSeq and is a predicted model, not a curated record. The transcript has 2 exons. NCBI's taxonomy places the organism in Eukaryota, Fungi, Basidiomycota, Agaricomycetes, Agaricales, Omphalotaceae. Bases 1 to 1455 code for a protein of 484 amino acids.
AUGUUGGUUGUUCGGUCCCUUGCAGACAGCUUGGUUCAACCAUUGCGACGAAAUUUUGGCAGAAACGGGGGUGUCGAUGGAUCUUCGCAAUGUGGUGAAGGAGUACAUGGCGGUCCAGAUCUUUCAUUCAAAGAAUCUACUAUUAAAACAGCCUGGCAAAAAUCUGGAAUCAACCCACUGAAUCCAGAGAUAUUUAGUGAAGCAAAUUUCGCACCUAGUAUUGCAAGUUCCACCAGAAUGCAGCUUCCUGCUUCUUACCCCACACGACUUCCUCAUGGACCAGAUAUUGCCUCCUCUGAUGCUGAAUUCAAUGGCAAAGUACUUGAGGGAAGAGAAAGGAGAAGAAACGAAAGAGGCAGUGAUUCUGAUUACCGCACUGAUGAAUCAUCAUCGGAAUUAUCUGAUGAGUCCGACGAUUCAGAAGAACCUUCUUGUCAUCGUUCAUUAUCUUCUCCACAGGACAGAGAUGUCAAUACGCAGUCUACACCACUGACUCAAAGCCACCAAAUCAGUAAUCAACAGGCCAAGCGUGAUGCAGCAACUGUAUACGCUGUUUGCUCCGGUCAAGAGGCUUCAAUUUACAAACAUCGUUUGAAUAGCCGCCCAAACAAAAAGGACACAUCAAAGAGAUUCCCCAUCUUGGCACGCGUGGUUACUUCGAGGGAUGGGAGGAUUCAGGCAAAGGAGGAUGAUGUUCGUAGGCAGGCAAAGGUGCAAGCUGACGAGAAAAGGGCUCGAAAGAAGAAGGACAAGGAGAGGGAUGAUAUUAUUUGCCGUGCUGCUGAGGAGAAGGAGGGCACUGAGUUCGAAGGCUCUCUCAACUCAAAAAACAAAACCAAGCUCGAGGAUAUUGCAUUUUCUCUGGGACUCGAUAUUGAUGCCACGGCAAUUGUACUCAAAAUACGAAUUGAUGUGCAUUUCAACGCUACACCAUCAUUGAAGCAGGAUCCUCGAUAUAUGGGUCUUUUUACUCGCAAAUGGAAGCACGCUCCAGUUCUCAGUGAGAAUGAUGAUAUUCGGCCUUCAUCGAGUUGGCGGCUGUUGUCAGCAAACCCUCAAUCCCCAUCGCCGUCUUCUUAUUUCCUGCAUCAUUGCUCCCAUUCUCCACCAUCACACUAUCAUUCACCUUCCCCGUUACUUAAUUCUAACUUCCCGCACCGCCAAUUUGGCUCUACUGUCAAUAAUCUCAUAUCAUCAUUGUCUUCCACUCAUCUGAGCAACAAUGCUUUCCCUCCGUCCUCUUUCCCUCACUACAAUCUCAAUAUGUCACCUACUCCGAUUAUACCUCGACCUAGACCAAUACCUUCACAACCUCAUUCCAGUACAUCUACUGCACCUCAUACCUCUUCCUUCCCUCAUAUGUACAUACCCUCUUACCACCAUCCCUUUACCUCACAUUAUGAUACUCACUUAAGUACAUAUUCUCAGCCAGAGACCCCUUCGAAUAAUACAUGA